UUACUUUUUGCCCCUAUUUAUUUGGGAAGUAUAUGAUUUGCCCUCAUUUACAUUAGCCUCUCUUUUUUGCCCCUUUUUACUUUGUCAAUCUAUGAUUUGCCCCUGACAUGCCAGGCCCACGUCUAAAGACCAAAAAUGCCCCCGUAUCUGUGUGGCCUAGGUGAGGUCAAUCCACUCGAGCAAAUUCCAUGGGGAAUUGCUGGCACAGGCCGCCGCUACUCCUCUUCUUGGCGAUGUAGUCCGCGGUUCUCUUCCCCAAGGGCGGCGGCGGUGUGCCACCUCGACAACCUCCUCGCACUGCGGGCCUUCGCGGGGAAUUUCGCCGCCGGCGGGGACGCGCCGUCUGGUCCGGCGUGGACUCCUACUGCGGAUGGGAGGGCGUGGGCUGCGACGACGCCGGGCUGCGUGACGGACCAUCCUGGGAGACUCUUUCGUCGGCUUCGAUCGGCCCGAGCUCUGCGUCGGCGCGCCGGCGCGUCGGCACUGCGGGUUCUCGACCUCUUCGCGCGAUGACGAGUGCAGGGGCAGUUCUGUCUUGGAGUUAUGUUCCAAAUCCUCAAAAUGAAAGAAAAGAAUUUAGAAGGGCAAAUCAUCAAUUGAUAAAGUAAAGAGAGCAUAGAGCAGCAGUGCGGAGGUGGGGUAUAAAUCGGCGAGCCCCUCCUCCCCGCCCCAAAAUUUUCCGUUCCGCUCUCCCACUUUGUCGGUCUCUCCCCGCCGAUUUUCGUGAGCGAGGCGAGAGGGAGAGGAGCUCGUGUUCGGCCGCGGCGGCGAGCAAUGGUGGGAGAAUCGUGUUCGGCCGCGGCGGCGAGCAGAAGGAGGAGGAGGUGGUGGGCGGCGCUCGGGGCCGUCUCCCUGCUCCUCCUCGUGGCCGUCGGCAGCGGCUGCGUGGCGUCCUACGGCGGGCGGCUCCGGGCCGGGAGCGCAGCCGCGGCGACGACGGUGACGGCGGCGGCGAUCGGCGCGAGGCGGUGGCUGCGGGACUCCACCUCACGGCUCGCGGCGGCCACUGCCAGGAGCAACGUCGCCGACGCCGACGCUGACGGGUCCGCGACGGGGGCCGUGGCUGGCGCGGUGGAUGAUCCGGAGUCGGUGGCCACGCAAGUGCACAUGUCGAUCAGGAACAGCACCGCCCGCCGGAACCUGGGCGGGUACCUGUCGUGCGGGACGGGGAACCCGAUCGACGACUGCUGGCGCUGCGACCCGGAGUGGCACAGCAACCGGCAGCGGCUCGCCGACUGCGGCAUCGGCUUCGGCCGCAACGCCAUCGGCGGCCGCGACGGCAAGAUCUACGUGGUCACCGACCCGGGCGACGACGACCCCGUCACCCCCAGGAGAGGCACCCUGCGCCACGCCGUCAUCCGGAACGAGCCGCUGUGGAUCAUCUUCGAGCGCGACAUGGUCAUCACGCUCAAGCAGGAGCUCAUCAUGAACAGCUUCAAGACCAUCGACGGCCGGGGCGCCAACGUGCACAUCGCCAACGGCGCAUGCCUCACCCUCCAGUUCAUCACCAACGUCAUCAUCCACGGCCUGCACAUCCACGACUGCAGGCCCACGGGCAACGCCAUGGUGCGCAGCUCGCCAAGGCACUACGGGUGGCGCACCAUGGCCGACGGCGACGCCGUGUCCAUCUUCGCGUCCAGCCACGUCUGGGUCGACCACUGCUCCCUCUCCAACUGCGCCGACGGACUCAUCGACGCUGUCGAGGGAUCCACGGCCAUCACUGUGUCCAACAACUACUUCACCCACCACAAUGAGGUGAUGCUCCUGGGUCACCGUGACUCCUAUCUCAAGGACAAGGCAAUGCAGGUCACAAUAGCUUUCAACCAUUUUGGGGAAGGACUCAUUCAGAGAAUGCCAAGGUGCAGGCAUGGCUACUUCCAUGUGGUGAACAACGACUACACCCACUGGGAGAUGUACGCCAUCGGAGGGAGCGCCGAGCCAACAAUCAACAGCCAGGGGAACCGCUUCCUUGCCCCAACCAACCCAUUUGCCAAGGAGGUGACAAAGAGAAUCGAGGCCGAUCAGACCACCUGGAACGCCUGGAACUGGAGGUCGGAGGGUGAUCUCCUGCUCAACGGCGCCUACUUUAUCCCGUCAGGAGCAGGCGCCUCAUCAAGCUACUCGCGUGCGUCCAGCCUCGGUGCCAAGUCCUCAUCCAUGGUCGGGACCAUUACCUCUGGCGCGGGAGUCCUGUCGUGCCGCAAGGGAUCCUCCUGCUAGCACGCCGCCGACAACAGAAAAAAAAAACACC
This is a messenger RNA of Lolium perenne, 2251 nucleotides long. Its product is annotated as probable pectate lyase 8. The record is from RefSeq and is a predicted model, not a curated record. NCBI's taxonomy places the organism in Eukaryota, Viridiplantae, Streptophyta, Magnoliopsida, Poales, Poaceae. Gene Ontology annotation, molecular function: pectate lyase activity.